GUCUCGAUUGCAAUCAAAACACUUAGAUAUUCGUAGAUUUGCACAAACGCUCGACUAGUAGUAAACAAACUUCGCUAUGGCUGCAGCCACGUCAACAGCCGCUAGGGGGAGUCCGUUUCACUUCUUCGCCCAUUGAUGUCGCUGAGUACGUCACGUAAACACGAUGGCAAGCGGCAGUGGAGAUCGAAAAUAUGAUCCAAACAAGUUCAGAAAGUAUACAUUCGACACCGAACCUAUCCCCCGAUUACACUGCUACCACCCCGAUACAGACCGGCUCAUAGCAAACGAGAGACCGGUUGUUAUCACAGACACGCACCUCGCCGACACCGCGCUGAAAUGGGAUCUAGAGUACCUCGCUAAACACCUAGGAAGCGGCCAACACACCGUCUACCGAUCGAAGACGCACAAAUUCAAGUAUUACGACGAAAAGAAGAUAAAAAAUCUUCCAUCGUUCACGCCACCCACGCAAGUCCUUCGUAUGACCUUCGCAGAGUUCUUAGACAAGCUGAGAAAUCCUGGGAAAGAUAGGUACUACCUACAGCAAGCUCUGAAUGACACUGUGGGGAAGCAGUUGGUGCUAGACUAUCUAGGCUUCAACUGGGACUAUGUAAACGAACAACAGAGGAAGUUCAAAUGGGGACCACUCACUUCCAAUUUACUGCUAGUAGGGAUGCCAGGUAACGUGACGCCGGCGCACUACGACGAGCAGCAGAACUUCUUCGCUCAGCUUCGCGGAUACAAGCGGGUUCUGCUCUUCCCACCCGAGCAGUUCGGCUGCCUCUACUCGCACCCCAUACACAGCCCCCACGACCGCCAGAGCCAGGUCGACUUCGACGCUCCUGACCUCGCGCGAUUCCCGCGCUUCCGCGAGGUCAGAGGUCACAAGGUCGUGCUGGGGCCGGGCGACGUGCUCUACAUACCGAUGUACUGGUGGCACCACGUGGAAUCCCUGGUGGACAGUGAAGUGACCGUAUCUGUGAACUUCUGGUACAAGGGAGGAACAGUGGACAAGAUUGAGUAUCCGCUCAGCAUCCAACAGAAGGUGGCGAUCAUGCGCAACAUAGAGAAGAUGCUGCUGGAAGCUUUGCACGACCCGGACCAGAUGGCGCCACUGCUGUGCGACAUUGUCAAGGGUCGCUACGACCUCUGAUGUGGUCACGUGAUGUGGUCACGUGAUUACACGUAUCGUGUAGUUGAUUGUACGAGAUUUUAAGUGCGAGCAUUCGUCAUCUCUCGCCGCAGUGCGCGCCGAGUUUCCGCAGAAUGCUCGGAUGUUUCUUAGGUAAUUUACCUUGAUUUUAGGAAAGCAGUUGGAUUCACAAAGACACGUUUAGCCCGGUUUGGGUCAAAAGCGCAGUUUUCUCUUCACAGGUCACGAAGCAGUGUCUAGACUCAGUUAAAUAUAGAUGAUCAGGGAUUAAUUGGUUUUAUUCUCGCGAGAAAAGGAGAUUUUUUUAGUUCGCGUCAGACUAUUAAAUUAUAUAUACUUAUUAUCACGAGUGAUUUUUCGUUUGGUAGUAAUUGCAAAAUGCGACAGAUUUCUUCACCCACGCUUUUGAUUACCAUUUCACUGUUUAGGGUGCUGUUUGCAUUAUUAUAUAUUAGGUUGUUUUUUUAUUAUAAACAGAUAUUUUUUUGGUUGAUAGUGAGUGUAGCGAGACACUGCAGACAUUCAGUGAGGGGUUUCAAACAAAAUAUCUUCAACAUGUUAGCGUGAGCUUCGUCGGAGGUCGUUGAAGGACGCCGUAGCUAAUUACCUCGCUAUGUAAAUACACUGGAGUGUAAAUGUUCUUGUCUUUUACGUCACGUUCAGGGUAACGUAAGUAACUGCCUAGCAGAAAUAGUUGUAGAGUUGCAGAAUUUGCCUAGCAGAAGCUGAUGUCCACACACAGAGUGCUUCCACUAUGUGCCACUAGGGGGCAUCUGCUCACCUCUAAUGCUGCUUCCAAGGUCAUGUGAAGGUUUGCAGUGUCGAACGAAGAAUGACGUGCACUGAUUUACGAAUAACAAGACGAGUGACGAUACAUCCGUUAAUUAAUUGAUGCGAUGUUGUUCUGUCUCUGUGUCAUUGCAUGUGAGGUACGGUGGCUCUAUGCAAGAAUAGAGCUGGGUUACAUGUCUACACGUGCGUGCGUGCGUGCGUGCUGUGAAACUGUGUGCGCGUGUGCGUCCGUGUGUUCACGUAAGUCUAUCCACAUUCUGUCGUUUGUUUGUAGGACAUCUUAUCCUGUCGUUGUUUGUUUCUCUUUCGUCUCAGUCCGAUUGUACACGUACAAAUUGGUAGCGAUUCUAGAUUGUAACUGUCGGAAUGAAAAGUCUGUCUAUAGCCGAGGGAUGCAUUAUUUUUGUAUCGAUUGCAAUGCAAAGGCGACACGUACAUGCGAACCACCGAGUCACUGCCAUCUUUCACUUAUAAUAAUUUCAUUUAUAAUUUAUUGAUCAGGUUGAUGUUGGAGAUGAGGUAUCAUCGUUGUUAUUGUUGUUGUUGUUGUUGUAGAGACGACACCAUUGGUGUUGAUGCGUAAGUUUUGCGUAAGACGCUCAUUUAUAACUGCGAUUCAUUGAUAUACGUUUAAUCGAUUGAAGUGGUUUAAUUACGCACGUCCAAAAAGAUGGUUGACGAGUAAAGUUGGGGAUGUAUUACA
Messenger RNA from Priapulus caudatus, 2645 nucleotides. Its product is annotated as hypoxia-inducible factor 1-alpha inhibitor-like. Lineage: Eukaryota; Metazoa; Priapulida; Priapulimorpha; Priapulimorphida; Priapulidae. The record is from RefSeq and is a predicted model, not a curated record. Gene Ontology annotation, molecular function: peptidyl-histidine dioxygenase activity; [protein]-asparagine 3-dioxygenase activity; ankyrin repeat binding. Gene Ontology annotation, cellular component: nucleus; cytoplasm. The coding region runs from base 164 to 1150 and encodes 328 amino acids. The transcript is spliced from 8 exons. Gene Ontology annotation, biological process: peptidyl-aspartic acid hydroxylation; negative regulation of Notch signaling pathway.